CGCAUGUGUCUACGUGACAAGACGUGAUGACGUACAUUUUCAGCGCCAUUUUGAGAUGUUUUUAGCAUUAACCUAGCGUUAGCACAGCCACAGCAUGACCAGCAUGACCAGAGACAAGCGCUGAAAACGUUUCCAAAUUUGUACAUGACUGUAAAGUUAGUUGUCUUUGUGAUGGCGAGAUGACUCUAGCUAUCAUCUCAGCAAUACAUAUCCUUACAAAACCUCUUGGUGAGGCCUCUGUGCAAGAUGCUCAGUCCUCACCCCAAGAAGCUCUCCUGGCAGUGCUUCGGGCCAACACAGCCCUCCUCCAGGAGCAGCUUCAGAAAGAGAGCAGCUUCCAGGAGGUGAGGAGGCUGAGGGAGGAAGAGGUGGCGGCAGCAGACUGGUUCUCCAGCAAUACAGAAGACACCACAUGGCAGUUUGUCCAGGAGUGUCUCCUACUGCUCCUCACCUUGGCACGACACCUGUCCGUUGAACUUGAACGUUUCCGGCAGACCCCCGCUCCAUCUGCAGCUAAACAACGCACCCCUGAGAUGGCUCCACCUUUACCUCCUGAUGUCCUCAGUGUCACCCAGCAGAAGACGCUUGGAGCAGCUCUUCAGUUUGUGGUUUCUCUGGGGCUCUGCCCAUACUUGACCCCUGGAGUGGGUGUGUCGCUGGGUCGCAGGUCAGCAUUUGGAUCCAUGGUGGAAAAACUUGUCCGCUGUGGUACGGUGCCAGCAGCAGGACGCCGCCUUCUUGCCACCACAAAUGUCCUAUUACAGUUGGCGGAGCUGUCAUCUCUCGCCACAUUGGUUUACACACGGCAUCUGGGGGAUGUGAUGGCAGCACUGUGCCAACUUGGCUACCAGCCAAACCGGGCAGAGAGAGGCGGCACAGAAGAGGAGAAGGAACAGGAGCUCAGUGCUGAGGAACGUCAAACUUGCAAGGAGGCCCUCGGAGGCCUUUUAGGAAAAGUCUACCAGCCAAUCGUUAUCAAGGAGCUGUUGAUCCUCCAAGGUGGACCCAAACAGUCUGGUGCACGGGGAAGCUCCAGCUGUUCCAGCAGUACGGCAGCUCUGGGAUCGGCUCCCACCUGGCUGAGGCGUCUGUGUGGUCAGCUGCUGUCUGAGCGCCUGAUGCAGCCUAACGGUGUCCAGGCUGUAGUCAGAGCCAUCUUGGAGGGAGGAACAGGGGGAGAGUCAGACUGGAGGAAAUGUGACGGUGUGGCUAGGAUCCUGGUGACCUGCCCGCAGCGGUCUGCCUCAGCAGACACCUACUACAGACAAGUCUGUCAUCAGAUCAUUGACCUCCUGCACUUCAGGGACAAGCUGACAGCCCAGCAGUUUCAGCGUGUGGCCACCAGGGCGGUGCUCUUCAUGGUGCAGGAGAAGCCCAGCUUUGCCCAGCAGUACUUGCUCACUCCUCUGCUCACACCUCUCCACCGCUGCACCACCGCUUCCAAUGAGGGGCAUUUCCAAGCUGCUGUGGAGGAGUGGGAGCUGACACGCUGUGUUAAUGAUGUAUACAAGAUCUGGGUGGUUGGAAACAGUCCGUCAGCUUGUCUUCUCAAAGCCCUAGAACAAGUUCUUCCUGUUAUCUUUACACUCUUCUGUUUCACCAAGCAGAAUGUCUCCCAUCUACGCGCCCCCUGUCAGGAGAUUUUGCUGUGGUACCUGAGCCACACUGAGACGCUUGCAGCCCUGUCAGCACUGAGGCAGCUUGCAGGUCUGCAGGGAGACAAGAACGAAGUGGCGGCAGACUUCCACUUCUCCCCGGGCAGUGAUGGAGGAGCCAGACUCAGCUCCAGAGAGAGCUGCAGUGAAGAAGACGAUGCUCUGUAUGAGAAGCUGUCAGGAGAGCAGUGGAGGCUGGAGUGUCUGAUGCAGCUGCUGGCUGAACUCAAAGACUCUGACCUGCCCGGAGACUUCUUCCUGGACCUGCUGCAGGAGCUGGCCAGCUGGGCAGCUGCAGCAGACGAAGAAAAGAAAGGUGAACAGGAGUUGGACGUCUCAGCCAUGACACUCCUGGAGGUGGAGCAGCAGCUGCUGGGCCCAGCUGCGAGGCAAGGCCAGAGAUUCGCUCUGCUUCAGGUGUUGGCUGUGAUGGUCGAGUGUGUGCAGCAUACUGUGCUGCUGAGAAAAACCUCACAGGUGGUGGGCUUCAUGGUGUCCCUGCUUAAAAGGGCCUGUGUGGGUCUGGAUCCGGCCAAUGGUCCAAAUCGUGGGAACCCAGUAGAGAGCCAGACACUGAGCAUGGGGAUGGGCAUAGUGGCCACUAUGCUGUCUGGAUCUCAGCUUAGUGCAGAGGACUACUCUUCAAUGGCCAGACUGCUCCCACCACUGGAGAUGCUGUCUCAGAAGCACCCCGAGGUGGUCAUCCAGGAGUUGGCAUCCAACCUCAGAGCUAUCAUUGCCACUCACGGUGCCUACUGGCCUGAAAGCCUCACCGAUAUUGCUCAGCGCUCCAGAAACCCAGAAACAACAACAAUGAACAACAGUGUUUUUGGGAAAAAGCAAACCACGCAAACAGAAACAAGCGACUCACAGACUAGUCCGCAUUCAUCUCCCCCAGGCAGUAAUUCACCUAGCAACACCCACAUCAGACACCCAGCCUCCUCUGGAAGGUCUGCAGCAGCAGGCCCUCCUACUAAGCCCUUUUCUGAUUGGCUGCUAGAAGCAUGUGACCCGGACGUGCCGACCAGAGCGUUCGCCCUGAGGGUCCUGACCCAGAUGAUGCGAAAGGAAAACCCAGAGGCUGUCCAGGCACAGGAGAAAGUCCUGAUGCUCUUCUUAGAAAACCUGGAGCAUGAAGACUCAUUCAUCUACCUGUCAGCUAUUCAAGGGUUGUCUGCAUUGGCUGAUUCCUACCCAGAGAGGAUUCUGGCUAGGCUCCUAAAAGACUUUCAACAUGGUCCCUCACUCCCUACAUCCAACAAGGAGCACUCCCUGGAAACCCGCCUGAAAGUGGGAGAAGUCCUGAUGAGGGCGAGCAGGGCUAUGGGGGAACUGGCGCCUCACCUUGGCCGUCCUCUGGUCAGCGUCUUCCUGCAAGGAACCAGGGACCCGGACCAAAGCGUCCGAGCCAGCAGUCUGUCCAACCUGGGGGAACUCUGCCAGAGACUGGACUAUGCCCUAGGAACGGUGGCUCAAGAGCUCAGCUCCUGUCUGACUGCUCUGAUAAAGACAGAGAAGGAAGCGGAGGUAAGGAGAGCUGCUAUCCAUGUCAUCACCCUGCUGCUCCGAGGGCUCAGCGAAAAAACCACCCAGGUUCUCAGUGAUGUAUUGUUGGACCUGUACCGAGCUCUAAAGUGGGUGGUUCGCUCAGACCUGGAUGACGUUGCAGUGCUCCAUGCCCAGCUGGCUCUGGAGGAGCUUGAUGACAUAAUGAAGAGGUUCAUCUUCCCUGAGCAGAAGCUGGAGAAGAAGAUUGUUGUCCUGCCAUAGAGCACACGUUCGCUUUCCAUAGGGUCUUAACCCCUCCAUAGUUUGGACUGAUAGAGGACUUUAUUUUUAUAUGCUCGACUUAUAGUCUGCACUAGUUCUGCCUCCAUGUGAUGUGGAUUUUAUGGUCAGGCCACCCGUCCGUAACAGCAGCAGCUUGGUAUGCAGGUCUGCGUACCAAGCUACAGCGACCCUAUACCAGUUUGUUAUACUGUAUUACCAGUCCACUUCCAAAAUAAAGUUUUAAAAACACA
Messenger RNA from Etheostoma spectabile (orangethroat darter), 3676 nucleotides. RefSeq names its product transport and golgi organization 6 homolog (Drosophila) (gene tango6). Gene Ontology annotation, biological process: protein secretion. Gene Ontology annotation, molecular function: protein binding. NCBI's taxonomy places the organism in Eukaryota, Metazoa, Chordata, Actinopteri, Perciformes, Percidae. The record is from RefSeq and is a predicted model, not a curated record. The transcript has 18 exons. The coding region runs from base 180 to 3425 and encodes 1081 amino acids.